This is a messenger RNA of Scomber japonicus (chub mackerel), 977 nucleotides long. RefSeq names its product caspase 3, apoptosis-related cysteine peptidase a (gene casp3a). NCBI's taxonomy places the organism in Eukaryota, Metazoa, Chordata, Actinopteri, Scombriformes, Scombridae. Gene Ontology annotation, cellular component: cytoplasm. The transcript has 6 exons. Gene Ontology annotation, biological process: keratinocyte differentiation; proteolysis; positive regulation of apoptotic process. The record is from RefSeq and is a predicted model, not a curated record. The coding region runs from base 86 to 922 and encodes 278 amino acids.
GUUUCCUGUGAGUGACUCAGUGUUGCGGUGUGUAACUUAACGGCGUGUUUUCUUAGCGGUAAAUUGUUAAUCAGAACCUGUGAAUAUGUCUGCUAACGGACCCGGAGAGCACACCAUAGAUGCAAGAACACAGCCGGAGGGGGCUUCUUCACCCCCUGCUCCUCAGGCCAUGCAGGUGGAUGCCAAGCCCCAAUCACACAGCUACAGAUACCGCCUGGAUUACCCCAGCAUGGGCCAGUGUAUAAUCAUAAACAACAAGAACUUUGACAGGAGGACAGGCAUGAAUCAGCGAAAUGGUACAGAUGUAGACGCAGCCAAUGCGAUGAAAGUGUUCUCCAAGUUGGGCUACAAAGCGAAGGUUUUCAAUGACCAGACAGUCGGGCAGAUGGUACAGAUUUUAACUGAAGCAUCAAAGCAAGAUCACAGCAGCUCAGCGUCUUUUGUCUGUGUUCUGCUGAGUCAUGGAGAUGAAGGUGUGUUUUUUGGUACGGAUGGCUCAAUAGACCUCAAGUCCCUGACAUCACUUUUUCGGGGAGAUCGCUGCAAAUCCCUGGUGGGAAAGCCCAAACUUUUUUUCAUCCAGGCUUGCAGAGGUACUGAACUGGAUCCAGGCAUUGAAACAGACAGCCCAGAGGGCUCCACCAAGAUCCCAGUGGAAGCAGACUUCCUCUAUGCCUUCUCCACAGCCCCAGGCUACUACUCCUGGAGGAAUACUAUGACCGGAUCCUGGUUCAUCCAGUCACUGUGUGAAAUGAUGAGCCAAUAUGGAAAAGAAUUGGAGCUCCAGCACAUCCUGACAAGGGUAAACCACAAGGUGGCACUAGAGUUUGUCUCUGUCUCCAAUUCACCUGGCUUUGAUGCAAAGAAACAAAUCCCAUGCAUUAUGUCAAUGCUGACAAAAGAGAUGUAUUUUUCUCGUUAAUGUCACUGCAUCAGAAGAAUUCAGCCUGACAGGCCGUGCAGAGGAAAGGCUUGAG